Besnoitia besnoiti is the source of this 3645-nucleotide messenger RNA. RefSeq lists its product as uncharacterized. The transcript is spliced from 22 exons. The coding region runs from base 1 to 3645 and encodes 1214 amino acids. NCBI's taxonomy places the organism in Eukaryota, Apicomplexa, Conoidasida, Eucoccidiorida, Sarcocystidae. The record is from RefSeq and is a predicted model, not a curated record.
AUGCCGACGCUUGCAGGAAUAACAAAUCUAGACCCUGAGGAAACCCUGAGGUUGUGGCGCGCGGAACAAGAGCAGCAGCAUCUGGACGCCGACCAAACGAUCGCCCUAUGGAAGAAAUUUAAAAAAGAGCAUCACUCUAUCGAGAGCUUCAUUGGCCACGUCAAGCAGCUAAUCGAUCUGUGGCCACAAGCGAAAUGUGCAGGAGUCUGCAGGAAAAAUCACUCUCGGUUUCGCAGUGUAUUCAACACAGCGAUUGGUGAUGCUAAUGACUACGCUGGAGACGGGAUUGCGGAAGGCUGGAAUUCCCUUGCGGCAAUGUUCACGAGCCCUCAAAGCAAUGAAGCCGCUGCGGAAGCAGCAGCGCGAACAGCGGCAGAAAGGGGCGAUAGCGACGGAGUGGCUGAAGUAGCACUCCAUCGUCCAACCGGGCACAGCACUGAAGAAAAGCUGCACGGGCACGACGCGAACCACGCGCUCUCAUGCAGCUGCAAAAAAGUGCACGCCAAGCCUCAUUCUAACGAUGAUAUGGAGACUCAAGAACUGCAGCACAAGCUGAGCCGAAAAGUGGCACAGCUGACCAAAGUUAUUUUCCAUCUUAACGUGAAGCAUGAAGAGAACGACGCAUAUGUCAAGGCGGUAGCCGAGGCGUACGAACGAGAGGUGGAGAGCAUCGUGGCGGACGUGAACAUUAAGCUUCGGUCAUGCGUUGACGCCUUCGAGGGGCAGCAACAGCAACAGAUCACUGAACAGGAACUGGAAAAUGUGCUGGGGCAGCUUCAGGCGACGAAAGAAAUUCUCGUUGCGGACGCACAGAGCUAUCAUCGGCAGUGUGUAGACAGCGUCGAAAAAUGCAAAGAAGAAUACGCGAGUCGUGCGCGCGAGUACGCGGAGGAAGUGGCCGCGGCGACGGAGGAAACGAGGCGGUGGACGUCGCAGAUGAAACAAGCAUUGGAGAGCCUGAAUGCCAACCGCAAUGAGUUGUCCCAGCUUCCUGUGGAAAGGAAAAAAGACUUCAGUCUGCAAGCAGAUGUGAAGCGGCUUGACGAGGAGCUCGAGCAGUUGCGGAAAGCCAACAGGCAGUUGGAGAGCGACCUGAAAGAGGCGAAGGGCUUGGCGGACCAGACGCAGAUCGAGGCUGAGCGACGUUGGCGGCGACUCGAGGUGGCGCAAGCCAAGGCCUCCGCUUUGGAAAAUGCUCUCCAACUGUCCAACCGGCACGCCGAAGACCUGAAGCAAGCAGCGAAGGAAACCGAAAGACGAAACGCGCAAGCAAUCGCCGAGCUGCAGCUGAACUGCAAGUCCUUGGACGAAGCGGUUGAAACGAAAAGCAAGGAAAUCCAAGACCUGACGGAACGACUCGUCGCAGCUGAACGCGCCAGCCAGGUGGUGUCAGAAGAGAAGCGAAGUUUGGAGAUUGCAGUGAAGGAAUGCGACGAAAAGAUUGCGAUGCUGGGCGAGCGAAUUGCCGAGCGUGACAAGGAAAUGCAUCUGCGCGGAACUGAGCUGAUUUCGGGCAUGCAGCAGUGGAUUGCCUUCUACGAACAGGAAAUCGAACAACUCAAGGCGCAGCUUUCGCAGGCGGAAAUCGCUUCGUCGCGAGCCGCUGAAGAGAGGAAAGGCGUUGAAGAGGAGCUUCUUUCACUGAAGCGGCGCCGCGACGAACUCGAGCAACAGACCCUGCCGCAGCUGACAGAAGACAUUCGGCGCUUGAAGGAGGACGUCGACAGGAUGGAUAAACUUAAGGAGUUGUACGCAGAUGUAGAACUAAAGCGCGUGCAGAAAGAAGAAGACCUGCGAAAGUCGGAGGACCGCUGCAAGCAGCUUCAAGAGGCACUCGAGAGCCAGGCGAAAGCCCACGACGCAGAGAAGGCAGAGUUGAAGGACGCGCAGACAAAGGCCCUCUACUCGUUCAUGGUCCAGAGGGCGCAGCACCAGACAGAACUCGAUCAGAUGGUAGAACAAAUCGCGGGCCUUCGAAGAACAAUUGCUGAGCAAGAGGAGCGGCUUGCAGACACGUCGAAAGACGAGGCGCUCGCGCAAAUGCGGAGUGCCCUCGCGCAGCUGCAGACCGAUUUUGACGAGGUUUCGCAGGCCGAAACAGAAGCCAGCGAACAGCUGAGGUCGAAGCGGGCAGAGCUCGUGAGCUCGCUGGAAACUCACGAGGCAGAGAUGCGCAGUCUGCGCGUCGCUGUUCUGGAGCUGAAGGAGGAGAAAGCGCAGAUGGAAGUGAUUCUUCAGGACAGCCAGAAAGCAAGCAAGCGCGAGGCUGCCGAGGCGUGGGAGCGGGAAACUUUUUUGCGGAAAGAAGCCGAGAAGCAGAAGAGGCGAAUGGAAGAGCUGGAGGAGCGCACCAGCUCGCUCGUUGCCAAAACUCGAAGCCUGAAAGAAGAAAACGAGAAGCUUGCCAGAGAGUGCGAGGAGAAGUUGGAAGCGAUGGAGGUGGUGCACAGUCACGAGAGAGAGACGUGGAGGCGCGACGCGCAGAACUUGCGAAAGGAGGCCGCAGACCGGUUGAGGCGCGAGCAGCAAGCGCUGGCUCUCGCAGAAAAGAGGCACGUGGAAAACACCGACAAACUCCAGCGGCAACACCGAGCAGAGCUCGACGCGGCAAAACUCGCUCUCCACAAGGAGGCCAAGGAGCAGCUCUCCGAUCUCAAACAAAAGUGCGAUGCCGCGGCCGCGCAACGCGCACAGGCGGCGAAGGCGCAGAUGGAAGCUGCGGUUGUGGCACACGCAGCCGAGCGCGAGAACUUGAAGUUGCAGUUCCAGAAACAGAUCGCGGACGUAGAGGCGCAGAUGCGCCGACGCCUCGAACGUUCCCAGCAGAAAGAACAAGAGCUCCUCCAGCAAUACGAAGAGAAAAAACAAGAAAGGGACAUCAAUCCUCUCCUUCCAACUGGAUCUCAUGGAAAACCUGAAAUUCGCGAGUCCGAGGGGCGCCACAGCGCCAUUGAGGCACUUCGGGGCGAAGUCACCGCGCUCAACGGAAGGCUCGAGGACCUCAGCGCCGCGAUGCAGUCAAGCGAAGCCCGUCACGUCGAGGAAGUGCAGCGACUUUGCGAAGAGAACGCCGAGAAGCUGGAGGAGAUGGAACGAUCCCAUACCCAGAAGUGCGCCGACACGGAGGCGCGUUACGAGCAAGCAUUAGAAGCCAAAAAGUACGAAGUGGAGUUCCUGCAGCGGGAGCACGCGCAGCGCCUGGAGAAAGCUCGCAAGGAGGUCAACGACCUCCAUGCCAAGCUGCAGGGCCCUCUUCCGCGGGAGGAAGACUUACAUCUGAUUGCGCUUCUGAACGAUAGGCUCCUCUACUGUGAAGGUCAGAUGGAUUAUCUCCAAGAGAAAGUUCGAACCUACAAGCUCGAGCUGCUCAACAGAGAGACAAAUUACAACAAGCUGUUCAACGCGAACCCCGUCACCGGCGUUGUGGGCCCCCUCGUUCCUCAGAGUUCUACCUCCACGAGACGGAGUGACAGCGGCCCGCCAGCCUCUGAAGACCCCAAGACGCUGCUGUCCAGUCCCGCGUGCCCUGCGCUAGGUGCGCCGUGCGAAGGCGGUUCUUCGAAGCUCGGCGCGCUCGCGAACUUCCUGAAGGAUAAAAUUUCUCAAAAGAAGCUGGUUGGCGCCGACCGGAGACUCUCCGCAUAG